AUGCUGGUGACCUAUUUGGAAGCCAGCCGGGACCUUUGCGAUACGGACUCAAUUCUUUUUGGCGCCGCAGUGGCAGCUUAUUAUAGCCGUAUAAUUGGCGCCAAACUUCCGAUGACUGGACGCGCUACUAAACAAAGUAAUGCCAUCCCAGCCUGGAGAAAAAGAAUUGAGGACCGUAUCGUGAAGGCAAGGGCCCUUAUCGGCAGACUGACAAGCUUCAGGUCGGGUAAUAAUAGACCGAGGGCGUUUGCUGGGACAAAUAUCAGUUUGUCCCAGCCGGAUACCACGCAGAAACUAACGGAGCGCAUAGACGACCUGAAGCAAAAGAUCGCUGCUUGGGGGAAGCGGAUUCGACGAUUUACCGAGAGGUCAAGGCGGUUCAACCGGAAUCGUCUCUUCCAGAGUGAUCAUAAGAGGCUCUAUAAAUCAUUGGAGCAACCAGAGGUAUGUGGAGCGGGCUCAGGACCGGAUCAGGCUAACAUUAUCGCAUUAUGGCAAGGCCUGUGGUCAGAGCCCGUGAACCACAGCGAGGGCCCUUGGAUGGAAGUUGUGGCGAGCCAGAGUGUGAGUGUUACGCUUAUGGACCCCGUCACCAUAACGCUAGAAGACGUGGCUGAGGCGAUGAAACCAUGGUUGAUACUGAAGAAGCGUAAACGGGAUUUAUCGACAUCACCUGCAAAUACACAACAGCCUCGAAAACAGUACGCACCAUCAAAGAUGAAUAGGGCAAAUGCUUUCGACAUAAUGAGAGGAAGAAGUAGUUCCCUUUCCUGUCCUUCUAUACCUAACGAACAGACACAAUGA
Messenger RNA from Parnassius apollo (apollo), 804 nucleotides. The record is from the annotation of a GenBank genome assembly. NCBI's taxonomy places the organism in Eukaryota, Metazoa, Arthropoda, Insecta, Lepidoptera, Papilionidae.